AUGCUGAAAUUUGUGUGCUUUUGCUCCGUACUCGCCUUGGCUGCCGCCAAGCCCAGCGUGGUAGCCCCAUUAGCAUACAGUGCGGUGCCCAUCGUAAGCUACAGCUCCGUGCCAGCUGUAAGCUCGGUUUCUGAAUACAGCAACAGCGUCGUCCAUGGCUCCCAAGUUGUACCUGCUGUCUACGGCGCUACUUACUCACCAGUUGUACCUGCCAUCUAUCCCAGCGUAGCCUUCUCCCAAGCACCUAACUCCCCUGCUGUGGUCCUCGACGGUGUCAACGGUGUGCCUUUGGAUACUCCUGAGGUUGUAGCUGCUCGUGUUGCUCACUACCAAGCUAAGGCACUUUCAGGUGUUCACCAUCUUGCUAAGCGCUCAGUCACACCUGUAACUUACAGCUCGGUGUUUAAUCCUGUCUCUCCCUUCUCACCUGUGGUCCGCAACCUUGCAUCUCCAUUUGUCUACCAAGCUCCUUACGUUACAGCUUUCAAUGCUCCAUUGGAAUCUACCUACGGUUACUCUGCCGAAGUUCCCAAGACCUACACUGUACACUCAUGG
Messenger RNA from Brenthis ino (lesser marbled fritillary), 555 nucleotides. Lineage: Eukaryota; Metazoa; Arthropoda; Insecta; Lepidoptera; Nymphalidae. The record is from the annotation of a GenBank genome assembly.